UUUACAUUUUCAAGACCCACACAAAAAAAUGGACCAAAAAUUACUCCAAUUUUUACAAAAAUGCAAUACUAGCAAACAAUUAAAAGAAACCCAUCUUCAGAUUAUUGUUAAUGGCUUCACAAAUAACAACUUUAUAGUACCAAAGUUGAUAACUUUUUCCUCAAACCUCAUUUCACUUAAUUAUUCACUUCAUAUAUUUAAAACCUUACAAAACCCAACUCUUAUUUCAUACAACACUUUGAUUAAAUGUUUCAUAGGAAAGACAUUUAAAUAUGCAUUAUAUACUUAUAAUCAAAUGAGGGUAUCAAAUAUUACACCUAAUAGUUUUACAUUUACGUUUUUAUUGAGGUGUUUUGAGUCUUUUGAGGCUAUAAAAGCUGGUGAAGUAGUGCACAGUGAGAUUGUGAAAUUGGGGUUUGAAUCAAGUGUGUUUGCUAAGAAUACACUUAUGGAUUUUUAUGCUAAAUGUGGUGGGAAUUUGGGUUCUGCUCGUAAGGUGUUCGAUGAAAUGUCUGAGAGAGAUGUUGUUUCGUGGAAUACGAUUAUUGGUGCUUAUAUGAUUCUUGGUAAUCAAGAAUAUGCGCUUUGUUUGUUCGAGGCUAUGCCGGAGAGGAAUUUAGUUACGUGGAAUUCGGUUAUUGCUGGAUUAAUGAAGGUUGGGAAAAUGGCGUUGGCUCGUUCUGUUUUUAAGCGUAUGCCUGAGAAGAAUGACGUUUCUUGGAAUACGAUGAUUUCUGGAUAUGUAAAGUUGGGUGAUGUGGAAACUGCUAGAACUAUUUUUGAUGACAUGCCGGAGAAAAGUAUAAUCUCUUGGACCGCGAUGGUGUCAGGAUAUGCGAUGGUUGGUGAUUUGAGAUCGGCGAGAGAGAUGUUUGAUCGAAUACCAGCGAAAAAUGUUGUUUCGUGGAAUGCCAUGAUUGCUGGAUAUGUAAAUAACCACAUGUUUGAUGAAGCACUUUCGGUGUUUCAGCAUAUGUUGAUUGAUGGAAAUUGUAAACCCAAUCAGACCACUUUGAUUAGUGUACUCUCGGCUUGUUCACAUUUGGGGUCUCACGAGCAUGGAAAAUGGAUUGAAUCUUUUAUAAGAAAGAACAAAUUUGAUUUAUCAGUUCCACUAGGAAAUGCUUUAAUUGACACAUUUGCAAAAUGUGGAGAUAUGGAAAAUGCAAAAGCAGUUUUCUUAAGGAUGGGUCAGAGAUGCAUAAUUACUUGGACUACAAUGAUUUCAGGAUUAGCAGUCAAUGGACAUUGCAGAAACGCCCUAGAACUCUAUGAAGAGAUGUGUUUGGAAGGAGUAGAGCCGGAUGAUGUUGUAUUUAUUGCUGUUCUUUCAGCUUGCACUCAUGGAAGGCUGCUGGAAGAAGGGAAAAGGAUAUUUUGCCAGAUGGUUAAUGAUUUUGGCAUUAAACCACGGAUUGAGCAUUAUGGAUGCAUGGUUGAUCUUCUUGGCCGAGCUGGAAAGUUUGAAGAAGCACUGAGUUUCAUUAAGAGCAUGCAUUUGGAACCUAACACAGUCAUUUGGGCUAUCUUGCUUUCUGCUUGUAAAAUUUAUAGAAAUGGGGAUUUGUUAGAAUCCUUAACCAGGAGGAUCCUGGAGCAAGAGCCUAACAACCCAAGUUAUUUAACAUUGAUAAUGAAUUUAAGCUCUUCUAUUGGGCUGUGGCAAGAUGCCUUGAACAUCCGUAUAGCUACUAGAGGCCAAGGAAUAGAAAAAAUUCCUGGUUGUAGCUCAAUCCAAAUAGGAAAUAGUGUCCAUGAGUUCUUAGCUAAAGAUACAAAGCACCCACAGAGGAAGGAAAUCUAUAGAAUAUUAGGGUUCUUAAAUGGACACUUAAAAUUAUGUGAGGUCGAGUGAAUUUUAAUGGCCAUGGCUUCUUAGAGAAUCUAUAGAUAGCAAGAUCUUGUAGUGUCCGUUUCUCGAAGGUUACUUUCUUGAAUAAACAUGAUUCUGACAUUGGUUAUCUUACAUGUAACUUGAAGUUGCAUGAUCAUAGAGGAUGGACUACUGAUUUGAAUUAAGUACUCUUGUGAAAUGAAAUUUGAGAUUUCUCAAAGUAAGCUGCAGGGAGAGGAAUCAAGUCAGAGAAACUGUGAUGUCCAAUCAUGAGAAUAAUUUAUGCGUCGAAGUUUUGGGGCAAUAUGAGAUGCAUGAAGGUAUUAUUUCUCAGGCCGUGGAAGCAUAGCUAAAGUAUGUAUCAGAAUGAAUUAAGGGACAGCAUUAAAGACUUGUCUGGUUCCUGUUUUCCCUCUGCUUAGAUCAUCUUGCUUCCUGAUGAACAUAAACAAUGAGUAUUUAAAAUUAUUGGGUGGGGGCACAGAAUACUGGACAAGGCAACAAGCAUAAGUUGAGCUUUUCCUGUUUUUGGGCUUCGCAGGAUUAUGUGGCCUUAAUGCAAAAAUUAACUACCUUAAGAAGGAAAUUAACUAUGAGGAAAAACUUUUGUGCGCUUAGCAGAAUUUAAUGUUGUCCUUUUAUAGAAUAUACUUACAUUGUUUUAAAAUUUAACAUAUUAGUUCCUGAAGUACAACAUCACUAUAAGAUAUGAUAUGUUGGAGUCAAAUGUCUCUGAACAUUGCCCUUUCUGGUAAACAUUUUAAUCCACGCACUUGCACAAACUUUCCUCCAAGUGUACUUCUUAACUUGUUGAGUUUUCUACUUCUGCUCCAAACCCAAUUUAUACCUGUUGAGUCUUCUCUUUCUGAUCACACCCACACCUUAACUUGUUGAGCUCACUUUUUCUUUUCCAGACACACCUUAACUUGUUGAGUUUUCUCUAUGUACUCCACACCACACUUUAGCCUGUUGAGCAAAUCUGAACUUCUCAAAAAUUUGAGCUUAUCAGAAAAGGGAGUUUUCAAGUCCUCAAACCCUAAAAUGGUCAGACGUGUGAGAGGAUGUCAGAUUGUACUAAAGAGUUUAUAAUGGUCCCGGGCUACUUCAUCUAUUGCCUUAAGAUUUUGAAUUGGAUGCUCAUAUUCUAUCACAGCGUGCUUUAAACUGAAUGAAAAAGAGUAUCAAAAAGAGAUGAUAUUUGAGCAUAUAGACAAGGGGCCGAACAACGAAAAAAAGGAGCAGUGGGUUGACUGGAAAGUUGAGACGGAUCUAGAGGAUGGAAAGAUGGAGGAUUGGUCAGAAAGUGUUGAAGGAUGACUAGAUUGCAGCAAAUCUAGAGUUUAGGAGGAACUUCUCACUCUUGGAACAUGAGAAAUCAAGUCAAUCAAUUCCCUCACAUCGAACAACAGUUUUUGUGUGCAAACACUGUCUCUUUUCCAACUUUCUGUCAAAAAUAUAGUGCUGAAAGUGGAAGCUGGUUGGAAGAGAAUGUGAUGGUGGCACUAGUAUAUGGAAGUUGAAGUACUUUGAUUGGUUAGUAUGCUGUUCACCAUGGUAAUAGUAAAUCAAAAAAUCCUUUUAGCUUUAAAGUCAUCUGGUUUUAAUGCUGCAAGUACAUUAUGAACUACCAAACUGAUCAUGAAAAGCCUGAUACUUAUGUCAGUUUUGAUUUCACUUUCAUUAUACCUCAUGUUUGUAUCUUAUAUUGGUGUUUUCCGUUUAUGGAAAUGAUGCAAUAACUCCCAAUCCUGCCAGCCACCCCAACCAAAAAGGAAAAAGUACAAAGUGAAAAUAUAAAUACUCCAGUUUGUUGGACAUGACCUUCAAUUUACUGAGUAUAGUUAAAUUAUAAGAGAAUCUGCUAUCUUUGAAUUUCUGUUUGCUUCAAAGCUCUCUUAAUCUCCUCCUCCCCCCCAAGAAUUUUUAAAAGAAGAUGCCCUACGAGAAAUUCAAUUGAAUACUAUCUCACUUGUCAUAUUUACUUUUGAAGAUAUAACGAGUAUGAGACAAAGAAAUAAACAAAAAUUGACUAGUCCUAACAGAUCCUUGUUGGGAAGUUGAAUAAGGAGUUAAUAAUAUCGUGAUAGGAUCGCCCAAUGGCAAUGCAGGUUGGGUUUGUAAUAUCAGAUCCAUCCUUUCAUUCUCAUACUGGUUUUUUGUUAUGAAAUGACGCUGUGCCUUCCAGCCUUACUGCACACAACCUCCAAUCUCAGGAAAGAGAAAAGGAAAUAGGGAAACAUGCUUCAGUUAUUGGAGAAAAACCUUCUAAUAUUGCUGGUAAAUCGUAGUUCAAUUAAAUAUAGAAUCAGAAUAACUUUGACUUUCUCUUUGCUUUCUUGUUUUUUGUCAAAUAUGCUUCCCAAAGUCUGUUGGUUCUUGUAGUUUCCUUGCAGGCCAGUAUCCUCUUCAACUCGCUCCCAAAAUGUAUUAAGAAAAAAUGAAAUUCUGCAUUCAGAUUUUGUUUCUGGUGUUGAAAUUGUUGAACCGGACAAUGAGUUCGAAAGGAACGUAACACAAGCAGACAAGGGAAGAGCAAAAGUUACAGACUUACGAGUAAACACUGAACAAAGCCUUGUUCAGUCGAGCUAGCAAAAAUUGUAGUUCCCGACCAAGUUGAGUUUUCUAAUUUCUUCAUGGGCUUAACCAAGUGGCAUGCACCAAGUUUGACUAGAUCAUGUUUUAUGAAGCAUUUUGGACCAGGUGCCUUUUGAUAUAACCUGGUUGGGUCUGAGAUUAAGAAACAGUCAUGAGAAGGUCCUCAGAAGCUGAAAAUUUCGUCAAAAACCAAUUCUUCUGAGGAAAUAUGGGUGGGAGUGUUAAGUCCAAAAGCUCUUGUUGGCUAAUAAAAUAAUGAAAGUCAGGAAUCGAAGAGUGAGGCGAGGAAUUGAUGAGAGGAAACUAGGAUGAGCAUCAAGCAUCAUGGAAGGCCUAUAGAAUCAAAGAACUGAUGCGAAGGUUGUCUUUUUGUUGUCAACCAAAAUUACUAUUCU
This is a messenger RNA of Lycium ferocissimum, 4824 nucleotides long. RefSeq names its product pentatricopeptide repeat-containing protein At3g29230-like. The transcript has 3 exons. The coding region runs from base 29 to 1855 and encodes 608 amino acids. Lineage: Eukaryota; Viridiplantae; Streptophyta; Magnoliopsida; Solanales; Solanaceae. Gene Ontology annotation, biological process: RNA modification. The record is from RefSeq and is a predicted model, not a curated record. Gene Ontology annotation, molecular function: protein binding; RNA binding.